GGGGGCGCCUGCGGUCUCGCGCGGAGGGGGGCGGGGCAGAGACAGCGGCGGCGUUUCCGGUGGGGCAGCGGGAAGGGCCGGAGACCCGAUAAAGCCUCCGCCGUUUGGCCGCGCGCCCCCCUGUUCUUCCCCCCGCCCCCUCAGCCCGGCCGGCAGCCGCCGCCGCCAUUGGAGGGGCCGCGCCCACCCCGGGGUCUGCCCGCGCGCGGAGCCCCCGCCCGACCGGAGCGGCGGGAACAACGAUAUCGAGAGACGCUCCCGCCCCUUGCGGCGCCGCCGCCGCGUUCAGAUUCUGUGGUUUCAAGAUGUGUGGAAAUCAAAGCCAUGUCUUCCAGGAAAAAAGAAAAAGCUUCAACCUUUUAGGAAUACGGAAGCUUGCUGUUUUUAGACUUGUUGUGCUGUGCAAGCUCCAACGGACCAGAGAAAAAUGGACAUGUUCCAGAUACUGCGUAAAACAUCAGAGCGUUUAGAAUGUGAUCACUGCAGUUUCAGAGGGACAGAUUAUGAAAACAUACAAAUUCAUAUGGGUACCAUCCACCCAGAGUAUUGUGAUGAAAUGGAUGCUGCUGGUUUAGGUAAACUUAUAUUUUAUCAGAAAAGUGCAAAACUGUUCCAUUGUCACAAAUGUUUCUUUACCAGCAAGAUGUAUUGCAACGUUUAUUAUCACAUCACAUCACAACAUGCAGUACCUGAAAAGUGGAAUGAAGACCAGAAAAAUCAGUUAGAAGCUGAGACUGAAUCCCUGAAAACAACACUCAUUCGGGAGUCUCACAAACCUGCCCUUUCCCCUGAACCACACAAACCUGCCCUUUCCCCUGAACCACACAAACCUGCCCUUUCCCCUGAACCCCCAAAACCUGACCUAGUUAUUUCCCCCAAGCUUCAGAAACCAGCGGUGUCCCCUGAACCUGAGAAGCCUGUCCCGGUAGUGUCCCCUGAACCUGAGAAGCCUGUCCCGGUAGUGUCCCCUGAACCCGAGAAGCCUGCCCCAGCAGUGUCCCCUGAGCCGCUCAGGCAUUCCCCAGCCAUGUCUCCUGAGCCCCAGAAGCCUGCCCCAGCAGUCUCUCCUGAGCCCCAGAAGCCUGCCCCAGCAGUGUCCCCUGAGCCUCGAAGGCGUUCACCAGUGGUGUCCCCGGAGCCCCAGAAGCCUGCUCCAGCAGUGUCCCCUGAACCCCGCAGGCGUUCCCCGGCGGUGUCCCCUGAACCCCGCAGACGUUCCCCGGCAGUGUCUCCGGAGCCCCGCAGGCAUAUGACUCAGACGCGGAGGCCUGCUCCUGCUUUGUCUCCUGAGCCCCGCAGGCCUGCUUCUGCAAUUUCCCCAGAAUCGUGGAGGCCUGCUCCCUCUGCUUCUCCUGAGCCCUGGAGGCCUGCCGCUGCUAUUUCUCAUGAGCUACAGAAAUCUCCCACUGCUGUCUCUCCCUGGCCCCCAAAACCUGCCCCGGUGGUCUCCCCCGAGCCGCGGAGGCCUGCCCCGGUGGUCUCCCCCGAGCCGCGGAGACCUGCCCCGCUGGUCUCCCCCGAGCCACGGAGGCCUGCUCCUGACCCUUGGAAAUCUGCAUCCUUCUCUGAACCCCAGAAAUCUAAUCUUGUUUCGUCUGAGCCAUGGAAACCCAUCUCCUCUGUAUACCCUGAAGGCUGGAAACCUGUUCUUUCUCCUGAUACUUGGAUGUCUGCUCCCCCUGUUUCACCUGAACUCCGAAAACCUAGUCACACUGUUUCCUCUGAAGUUUGGAAAUCUCCUUUGUUUUCUGAUCUUCGUAAACCUGCUCCCUCAAUGUCUCCUGAGUCUUGGAAACUUACUUCAGAGUCCCGGAAGUCAACCUUCUUCUCUGAGACUCAGAAGUCUGCCCCCACCAUUUCCCCUGAGGGACAGAAACGGGCCCUCUUCCCUGAAUCCCGGAAAAGAGCCCUCUUUGAGCCACGAAAAUCUACACCUGCUCCUUUGUCUGAGGUCCAGAAACGUGCUUUCUUCCCUGAGCCUCAGGUGUCUGCUCCUACUGUUUCCCCUGAAGUCCAGAAACAUAUCAUCUUUACUGAGUCCCAGAAACCUGUUCCUUUCUCUCCUGAAGUCCAGAAACAGGCCUUUUUCCCAGAGCCCCAGAGACUUGCGGCUGUUUCUCCUGAAGUCCAGGAACAUACUUGCUUCCCAGAGUCUCAGAAAGCUUCUCCUGCUGCCUCCCCUGAGAUCCAGAAACCUGUCCCCUUCACUGAGUCCCAGAAACCUGCUCCUGCUGUUUCUCCUGAGGCACAGAAACAUGCCCUCUUCACUGAGUCCCAGAAACCUGCUCCUGCUGUUUCUCCUGAGGCACAGAAACAUGCCCUCUUCACUGAGUCCCAGAAACCUGCUCCUGCUGUUUCUCCCGAGUCACAAAAACAAGCCUUUACUGAGCCGCAGAAAUGUGGUGGUGUUUCCCCUGAUGUCCAGAAGCAUGCUCUGUUUUCUGAGACCCAGAAACCUGCUCCUGCUGUUUCCUCUGAGGUCCAGAAAAAUGUUCUUUUUCCUGAGUGUCUCAAACCUGCUUCAGUUGUUUCUGCUGAGCCCCAGAUGCCUGUUGAGUCCGAUGAGAGUGAUAUCCUAGCUCAGAGUUUAGAAGACCAAAAAACACUGGAUGAUCUAUUGUCUCAGGAAGAGCAGUCAAUCUUAGUGAAGGAGCCUUUAGAAGAUAUGUUGUAUUCAUGCCCCCCAAAGAAGCCUAAGAAGGAAAACCAGGAGACCUCUGAUAGUGAAGUAAAUAACAGCGAAUGUGGAAAAACGGAGGUGGAUUCUGUCAAGGUAAAGGAACAAGAAUCAAAUAGUGAUCAAGAACAGUUUGAUAUGGAAUCAUCCGAUUACAACAAAGAGAGCAAAAUAGAUGCAACUACUCCCAUUCAGCCACAGUGUGUACUGCAGUUUACAGAAGAGAAAGAGGCUUUCAUCUCAGAAGAAGAGAUUGCAAAAUACAUGAAGCGUGGAAAGGGAAAGUAUUAUUGCAAAAUUUGUUGCUGUCGUGCAAUGAAAAAAGGUGCUGUUUUGCAUCAUUUAGUUAACAAGCAUAAUGUUCAAAGCCCCUACAAAUGUAAAAUAUGUGGAAAGGCUUUUCUUUUGGAGUCCCUUCUUAAAAACCACGUUGCUGCUCAUGGUCAAAGUUUGCUUAAAUGUCCACGCUGUAAUUUUGAAUCAAAUUUUCCCAGAGGCUUUAAGAAACAUUUAACCCAUUGCCAAAGCCGUCAUAGUGAAGAUACAAAUAAAAAGCAAUUGGACAGCCUUGAACCACUUGAACAAAUGUGAUUUUUUUCUUAUACUCAAUGAGUUUAAUUUACUAAAAUAUGUAAGUAUUGCUGUACGUUAGCUAAGUAGUUUAGCUGAUCUGACAAGUCAAAAAUGCAUGGUUUAUUGUACUGUGUUUAACUUGUCUUAUAGCUGUAUUACUGAAAGGAUUUAUUAUUCAAAAGUUGUUCUAAAUACACGUUCAUGUCCCAGUUUUAUUCAUCAAUAAAUUCAUACUUUAUUCGUCA
This is a messenger RNA of Mauremys reevesii (Reeves's turtle), 3495 nucleotides long. RefSeq names its product chromosome alignment maintaining phosphoprotein 1 (gene CHAMP1). Lineage: Eukaryota; Metazoa; Chordata; Testudines; Geoemydidae. The record is from RefSeq and is a predicted model, not a curated record. The transcript has 3 exons. The coding region runs from base 428 to 3268 and encodes 946 amino acids. Gene Ontology annotation, biological process: attachment of mitotic spindle microtubules to kinetochore.